This is a messenger RNA of Hemicordylus capensis (graceful crag lizard), 4208 nucleotides long. It is a transcript of the gene GCGR, whose product is annotated as glucagon receptor. Gene Ontology annotation, biological process: cell surface receptor signaling pathway; adenylate cyclase-activating G protein-coupled receptor signaling pathway. Gene Ontology annotation, molecular function: glucagon receptor activity; peptide hormone binding. The coding region runs from base 147 to 1730 and encodes 527 amino acids. The record is from RefSeq and is a predicted model, not a curated record. NCBI's taxonomy places the organism in Eukaryota, Metazoa, Chordata, Lepidosauria, Squamata, Cordylidae. The transcript is spliced from 15 exons. Gene Ontology annotation, cellular component: plasma membrane.
CAAAAUUUUUGAGUGGAGCAGCGAGCUAGCGCGAGCUGGGCAGCAGAUCGCCGUCGAAGGACCUCGACCCUUUGCCCUGCGAUGCGCCCGAGAGGCGCCGACUGCCGCCGAGCCAGUCAGGCGUGCGGAUGGAGUGCUGAAAGAUAAUGAGCAGGCCUGCUGCUAGACCAGCACUAGGACCUUCUGUAGGAAACCAGCCGCUCCGGGAGCCUCCCAAUGCGGUUGCGCAGCCCUCCAAAGGGAUGUCCCAGCCACGCCUUCUCAGUAUCCUGCUGGCGCUGGUAUUGUGCGUCCAGGGGUCCUCAGCCCAGAUCUUGGACUUUGCCUUUGAGAACUGGAAGGCCUAUAGCGAAGAGUGCAAUCACAACAUGAGCCUCCUGCCACCACCUACUGAACUGGUCUGCAACCGAACCUUUGACAAGUACGCCUGCUGGCCUGAUGCACAGCUCAACAGCACAGUCAGUGUUUCCUGCCCCUGGUUCCUGCCCUGGUAUGAUCAAGUGAAGCAUGGCUAUGUAUUCAAGAAGUGUGGCCCAGAUGGGCAGUGGGUGAGCGGGCCCGAAAAUAAGUCCUCGCGUGAUGCUUAUCAGUGUGUGAAGAAGGACAACGGCACCAACUUUGACCAGGAGAUGUUUGCCAGGAUCAAGGUGAUGUACACAGUCGGCUACUCGGUGUCACUCUGCGCCCUGCUCCUGGCCUUGGCUGUGCUGCUAGGCUUCAGCAAGCUGCACUGCAUGCGCAACUACAUCCACAUGAACCUCUUCACCUCCUUCAUCCUGAAGGGCGUCUCGGUGCUUAUCAUCGACACUCUGCUCAACACCCGCUUCAGCGAGAAGAUUGACGACUACAGUGUGAGCCUCUGGCUGACUGAUGAGGCAGCAGCAGGAUGCCGGGCAGCCACUGUGUUCAUGCAGUACGGCACUGUGGCCAAUUACUGCUGGCUGCUAGUGGAGGGGAUCUAUCUGCACAACCUGCUGGUGCUGGCCGUCUUCUCUGAGCGCAGCUACUUCACCAUCUACCUCUGCAUUGGCUGGGGGGCCCCAGUACUCUUCAUUGUGCCAUGGGUGGUGGUGAAAUUUCUUUAUGAAAAUAUCCAAUGCUGGAGUGCCAACAAUAAUAUGGGUUUCUGGUGGAUCCUGCGUUUCCCUGUGUUCCUGGCCAUCUUGAUCAAUUUCUUCAUUUUCAUCCGUAUAAUUCAGAUCUUGGUCUCCAAGCUUCGUGCUCAUCACAUGCGCUACACAGACUACAAAUGCCGGCUGGCCAAAUCAACACUGACGCUUAUUCCGUUGCUGGGUAUCCAUGAGGUGGUUUUUGCCUUUGUCACCGAUGAGCAUGCCCAGGGCACACUGCGCUAUGUCAAGCUCUUCUUUGACCUCUUCUUCACCUCCUUCCAGGGAAUGCUGGUGGCCAUUCUCUAUUGCUUUGUGAACAAAGAGGUACAGUCAGAGCUCAAGAAGAAAUGGACACGCUGGAAGCUUGGUCGGGACAUAGAAGAAGAGUACAAGCACACCUACAGCCACACACCCAAUGUCCGCAAUGGGGGUGCCAGCACCUGUGAAAAGCACACACUGGUUGGCAACUACCUCAAUGGGCUAGGCCGCAGCCAAGCCACUGUACAGACCAGCACACAAUAUCUGGAGAGGACAGCCUGCAGUGCCAGUGAGAACCUGGCAGUGGGUGAGCAGCCCCAUUGCUAUGAAUUCCCUGACACGGCCGAAAGCAACUUCUGAAGCCGGCUUACACAUCUGCCCCGGUGUAUGGGACCUGCCCAACUCCUUGACCCUGAAGCAGCUAGGCUGUGGAGCAAGGACAGCAGCUGACAGCCCAGGCAUUGGACUUGGAGGAGGAGUGAAACAUGUGACUGGAAAUUGUGCCCUCUGUUAAGCUGCCUGGAGCCGAUACGCCUGAACAAGUUCUUUUUUGUGUUUGAGACACAUGCACAAGACCCUGUGAGACGAGCCAUCCUGUCUGUCCGCAUGUACCAUUCUUCAUGGGUGAGCCCUGUGUGUAUGUAAGCAGAAUGGAACUGGCCUGUGACAACCUGGCUUUGGGGCUUGGUAAUGGGAGUGACAGUGCCAAAAAGGUUUUGUGUGGAAAGGGGUGCUGUGAUAUUUCUAGGGGCUCCGAUCAUCCAGACACUAGAGUGUGUCAUGAUCAGUCCUGAUCAAACUCCUGAGAAUCUCAGAUUUUGUGGGGUUUUAAAAAAUAAAUUAAAAAAAUAAUCAGAUUUCUAGUGCUUGUAGUUGCAGAGAAAAAGUACAGGAGAAAACCAGCAGCUUUUGUGAAAAGUCAAGAAGACAGAGCAAGCCUGUCUUCCACUGGUCACAAUAGGGAAUGACAACCCUCAAUUUGACCUAUGAUUUCCCCCCUCCCCUCCAGAUCUUAUUAUUAUUUUUACAUUUAUAUCUCGCUCUUCCUCCAAGGAGCCCAGAGCGGUAUACUACAUACUUGAGUUUCUCUUUCACAACAACCCUGUGAAGUAGGUUAGGCUGAGAGAGAAGUGACUGGCCCAGGGUCACCCAGCUAGUUUUCAUGGCUGAAUGGGGAUUUGAACUCGGGUCUCCCCGGUCCUAGUCCAGCACUCUAACCACUACACCACACUGGCUCUCUUGGUAAUAUCUGAACAAAAUAUUCUGCCAGCAGGGGAUGGAGGGAGGAGAGACUCUGAAACAAAUUAUGCGGCAAAACAUGCACCUUUAUACAUACUUGUUCAACAACUGGCAUUGCAAAACUGCCGAGGGCCAAAUUUGAUGUGGUGCUGGGGGUUUCCCUGUGACUGUGAUCUAUGGAUGUCUUCCUUUUUCAAAAAGCAAUGGGGGUUGGGUGCAAUUUGGAUCAGAGUUAUGGCCUGCAGGAGGAGGACUCUCAACCUUUUGUCUCACACUAGAUGAACCCCGAUCCAAAUCCACUCCCCUGCCGCAGCUAUUAACCAUGAUGGGGAAAUAUGAGAACAAAAUUGUGCCCACUCCUUUGCAGUUAAAAGCAGCUUCAGAAGGUUGACUGACCUCAGCAAAAUCAUCAUGGGGCAGAGUUACAAGAUGACUCCUCCACACCAUGGCUCCAAUUCAAAUCUUAGUGCCUUCCCACCCACGUGGAGGGCUUUUUUUUUUUAAAUCAGACUCGCAUCAACCACAGAACUCCCACAUCACAUCUACUUUGGGCCUGAGUGCAUAAGAGGAUAUGGGCUUUCUAGAUCUCUUUUUGCAGAUUUAAGAACAUAGGAAGCUGCCAUAUACUGAGUCAGACCACUGGUCCAUCUCACUCAGUAUUGUCUACACAGACUGGCAGCGGCUUCUCCAAGGUUGCAGGCAGGAAUCCCUCUCAGCCCUAUCUUGGAGAUGCUGCCAGGGAGGGAACUUGGAACCUUCUGCUCUUUCCAGAGUGGUUCCAUCCCCUGACGGGAAUAUCUUGCAGUGCUCACUCAUCAAGUUUCCCAUUCAUAUGCAACCAGGGCAGACCCUGCUUAGCUAAGGGGACAAGUCAUGCUUGCUACUACAAGACCAGCUCCCCUCUCCUCUAUAUGUUUGGACAUUUAACUGUUUGAAUGUUCUUUGCCUCCUGGUCACAUGGGGUUGGCAGUGAGCAUGCCUCAUGAAGGGGGCACAGGCCAUCAGGUAGCUCACAGAUCUUGGGAGUGAAAUGAGUGGGGUUCAGGAAGCAUUAGCCUAGUUCUCCCAACCAGCAAGAGGUUAGGACAAGCACCCCACUCAAGUUCAGGAACUGUGGUCAUUCCCAUUUUGUGACCAUGUGCUCAUAGAAAGUAAGUAGGAAGCAAGCAAAGUGAUCAUCUGCAAGGCUCUCGCUGGAUAGGAGGGCUUUUCCUCUUACCUCAUUAAGCAGCUGGGUGCUGGAGUAGGACGGAGGCCUCCUACGCAGUGGUCAUGAGAACCUGCCUGUUGCCUACACAGCUGAGGAGGAAACCCUAUUACCAUAAUACAUAUAUGUGGAAGUGACAAUGUUCAGUCAGGUUGCGAGUAGCACUAACCAUCUAUCAUAUAUGUGGCUGUACCAUUGUGUCAACACUAUGGACAUGCUUGCUCCUUUUGCUCUGGGAGAACACUUUUCUUGGGUAACUGUGCAUGGCAUUUCAUGUGCAUGGGCAAUUCAAGCUCUGAAGGCCACCUCUGUGUUUGUGUAUGUCUGUUUGUCAAUGCCAAUGUGCCAGGGACUGAUGACCCCCAAUAAACUGUGCUGUGUGUCCUGGCAAA